Messenger RNA from Sus scrofa (pig), 5881 nucleotides. NCBI's taxonomy places the organism in Eukaryota, Metazoa, Chordata, Mammalia, Artiodactyla, Suidae. The record is from RefSeq and is a predicted model, not a curated record.
GAGGAGGGGCUGGGAGGGAGCGGGCCGGGGUGGGAGGGGGCGGGGGCCGGGGGCGAAGUGACCAGGCGGCGGCGGCGGCGGCUCUGCCGAGAUGACAAUGUGCUAGGAACCCUCGCUCUGUCUUCUGUGCCUCCUCGGCCUGGGUGCCGGCUCUCGCCGCGCUCGCGGAGCCCUCCAGCCCGCCGCUGCGCUAUGAGGUCGCCUCUCCGGGGCUGGUCCAGGCCGGAGCCGGCUUGCUCAGCUUGCGGGGAAGUGUGAAGAGAGAGGCGCGGGCGGGAAGCUGGGCUGCGCGCGGCGCUCGCGGGCCAGCGCGGGUUCCAGGUGAGCGCGGGCUCGGCGCACCCGGCACUCGGCGCACCCGGCAGGCACCUGACUGGCUGAAUUCCGCGAGUGGAUCGCCCUUCCCUCUUCGUGGGAUCUCUGACCACGAUAGCAGAUGCAUUUUGUAGGAGUAUUUUGAGGAUGAAUGUUUGCAAAUCAUUUUGAAAUUGCCAAGUGCCACAUACAUGGGAUGCAUCCUGCUUUCAUCUUGGAGUUCACCCCUGUGGCUUGGAUCUAUCCCAGUUGUGUCUGUCUUCGAUCUCUGUGUUAACUAGAAAUCAAGGAAAGACAUGAGGAGGUUUGUUUACUGCAAGGUGGUUCUAGCCACUUCUCUGAUGUGGGUUCUUGUUGAUGUCUUCUUACUCCUGUACUUCAGUGAAUGUAACAAAUGUGAUGACAAGAAGGAGAGGUCCCUGCUACCUGCACUCAGGGCUGUUAUUUCAAGAAACCAAGAAGGGCCAGGAGAAAUGGGAAAGGCUGUGCUGAUUCCUAAAGAUGACCAGGAGAAAAUGAAAGAACUGUUUAAAAUCAAUCAGUUUAACCUUAUGGCCAGUGAUUUGAUUGCCCUUAACAGAAGUCUGCCGGAUGUAAGAUUAGAAGGGCCCUCAAUUUCUGGGAUUAUUCUCAUUGAAUCUUUAUGCAAGACAAAGGUCUACCCUGAUGAACUUCCAAACACGAGCGUAGUCAUUGUAUUUCAUAAUGAAGCUUGGAGCACCCUCCUUAGAACUGUUUACAGUGUUAUAAAUCGUUCCCCACACUAUCUACUCUCUGAGGUCAUCUUGGUAGAUGAUGCCAGUGAAAGAGAUUUUCUCAAGUUGACAUUAGAGAAUUAUGUGAAAAAUUUAGAAGUGCCAGUAAAAAUUAUUAGAAUGGAAGAACGUUCUGGCUUAAUACGGGCCCGCCUUCGAGGAGCAGCUGCUUCCAAAGGGCAGGUCAUAACUUUUCUCGACGCACACUGUGAGUGCACGUUAGGAUGGCUGGAACCCUUGCUGGCAAGAAUAAAGGAAGACAGGAAAACAGUUGUAUGCCCUAUCAUUGAUGUGAUCAGUGAUGAUACCUUUGAAUAUAUGGCUGGGUCAGACAUGACUUAUGGAGGUUUUAACUGGAAACUGAAUUUCCGUUGGUAUCCUGUUCCCCAAAGAGAAAUGGAUAGGAGGAAAGGAGACAGAACGUUACCUGUCAGGACCCCUACUAUGGCUGGUGGCCUAUUUUCUAUUGACAGAAACUACUUUGAAGAGAUAGGAACUUACGAUGCAGGAAUGGAUAUCUGGGGUGGAGAGAAUCUUGAAAUGUCUUUUAGGAUUUGGCAAUGUGGAGGCUCAUUGGAGAUUGUGACAUGCUCCCAUGUUGGCCACGUUUUUCGGAAGGCAACCCCAUACACUUUCCCUGGUGGCACUGGUCAUGUCAUCAACAAAAACAACAGGAGGUUAGCAGAAGUUUGGAUGGAUGAAUUUAAAGAUUUCUUCUAUAUCAUAUCCCCAGGUGUUGUCAAAGUGGAUUAUGGAGAUGUGUCAGUCAGAAAAACACUAAGAGAAAAUCUAAAGUGUAAGCCCUUUUCUUGGUACCUUGAAAACAUCUAUCCGGACUCCCAGAUCCCAAGACGUUAUUACUCACUUGGAGAGAUAAGAAAUGUUGAAACUAAUCAAUGUUUAGACAACAUGGGCCGCAAGGAAAAUGAAAAAGUGGGUAUAUUCAACUGUCAUGGUAUGGGAGGAAAUCAGGUAUUUUCUUAUACUGCUGACAAAGAAAUUCGAACCGAUGACUUGUGCUUGGAUGUUUCUAGACUCAAUGGCCCUGUAAUCAUGUUAAAAUGCCACCAUAUGAGAGGAAAUCAGUUAUGGGAAUAUGAUGCUGAGUUCUCUUUGCUUAGCAGAAUGAAUUGGUCAUCUUUGCUCCGUUUUCCAAUCAUGAAAUGGUCGGUGACUGAUUUAAAGAUAAAAAGGAAACUUUACUCUUACAAGAUAAAUAAUACGAUAGAGGUAAAUGAAUUUCACAGAUGAAGUAUUCUAUGCAAGCAUAAAAUACUUUGCAAGAGUAACAUUUUAAUAACUAUUCUACAGAGUUGUUGGUAUUAUUGUUAUUUUAAUAAGACCUUCUUUUUAACUGAAUUUGAAUUAAAAAUGUCAAUUUUUGAAUGUCAAUUUAAUUUGCAUGAUAUUGUAGUUUCUUAAGUGGAAUAUCAGGAAAACAAUGAAUUCUAGUGUGAUUUGAAACUUGUUAUGUAGGGUUAAAAUUGGGCCCUAAAAUUCAUACAAAAUUAUCAAGCUCCUUGGACUUCAAAUAUUCUUCUUCUGGGACAAUAUUAAAGACAAAUACCCUGACUCCUUCUUAUAUUGCACCAGUGUGUUCUAUUCAGACUCUUUUGUAUUCCUAAUACCUUAUUCAUCUUGUUUGACUACCAAUUUUUUCUCUUCAAUUGUUAUCAUCCAUGACCACCCUUUAUGUUAAGACUGGGGGUGAAUGAUAUUUCCUCCAAUAACACAUGUGAGUAAUCCUAAACCCUGAGCUCCCUACCUCUUCAAUGAGGAAAAGUCCAUAUAAAGGUACAAAUAAAUGAGAAACACUGUGAGUUUUAAAAUAAAAAAUUUGUUGUUGUUGUUGCUCCUUAGAUUUUACUAGGAAAUGAGGACUUUAUUGGGCUUGUGCUAAAAAACAAUGGCAUCUAGCAUAUAUUGAAAGGAAAGGGAAAUGACUGUACAUAUUUUUUUUAAAAUGAAGCAGUACAGAAUUUCAGAAUACCACGUCUAAUCUUUAUACUUUUCUAUAAUUUUUGAGUGACAAUAGGUUCUAUAGUCAUAAUUGAAAUUUAUUCAUAUUUGAAAUAACUAUUGUUGAUCAUUUGAUAUAUAUUUCUUUGUAUUUUCAUCGGCUAGUAACAAGAUUAUGGAAUAUUAAGGGAUUUUGAAAGCAAAGUGAAAACAAUAGGUAGCUUCAACUAAGAUACAGUUUUUUGUAACUAUUUUGAAUAACAAGUAGUUAUCUAUACAAUUAUUUUUACAGCAUUGUAAUAUUUUUGUCAUGCAAACUAUUUCUAAAACACAUGCCCUAAAACUUAUAAUAUGCUAUAAAUGUUGAGAAAUGCUUAUUUUUAAACAAUCUGAUGUUAAUAAUUACGUAACAUAGUUUAAUUUACUCUCAUAUGUUUGUUUUCAAAAUUAAAAUUAAGGUGUGAUGUUUGACUUGUCUAAAUUUAAAUCAUAAUGCAGAUUUUUUUUGCCAAUUAAAAAUGUAGAAAAUCAUAAUGUUCUCAUUAUGUGUCUUCUCUAGAUACAUAAAAAUAGAAUAAUUAUAGAAAUAAUACACUGCCUUUCUGGAAAUAUCAGCUUUGAAAGAAAACACUGAUUUUAUUUGUGAAGAAGUCAGGAAAAAAGAUUUUUUUUAAUGAAAUUGAAAUAUGGUAUUUAUUUUUUAUAAUUACCUUUUAAGUUUUAGGUUUAUGAUCACUUUCUUCUACAAAAUAGUCUCCACCGCUGCUACCCAGAUGUAGUACUUGGACUACUGACAUCACCUGGAAACUUGUUAGAAAUUAGGAAUCUGAGAAACUACCCUAGACACACUAAAUCAGAGUCUGUAUCUUAACAAAAUCCUCAGGUCAUUUAAGUACACGUUAGUCUGAGAAGGACAGGUCUAGACAGUAGCCAAACUUCUGCUGUCUUGUCUUUUUUAAAUGCACUGUUGAAAAAUAUUGCAACACUAGGAAAAGGCAUAAAUUCAUUUUGGAAAAUGACGAGGCUUCUAGGAGAGAUGGAGGAAGGAAAUGGAGCAACAGGGUAAGAGGUGCUGAAAUAGGAAAGGGGAGUAAUAGCCAAGCAGCUCUAGUUUCAUAUUUCAACCAGUGAAAAGUAGAUGAGUGACACUUGUUACUUCUUUAAUUCAUUUCUUUAUCUAUGACUAUCAAGGGCAAAUUUACUCUUCCCUGAGAGACCUCUGAGGUGGUGCACUUUCAAAGCACAAUGAAACUUGGUAGCAUUCUCAGAAUUACAGAGCUGAAAUUUACCUUAAAGUUCUCUUCCUUUAUCAGGAGGAACCUAAAGUACAAAGAUCACACCAAGCUGCUGAGGCAGGAUUUGGGUCCUAAUAAAGUAUUAAAAGAAAGCCUGUUAUGGGUAUAAUUGUGAAUCUCGCACUGUGAACAAAUGAAAUAUUCCAUUACCUUAUCUCCCAUAGUCCUUUCAAUCUUAAAAAAGCAAGUCAUAAAUAGGAGCAGAAUUGUUGGAAUAUCCAGAGGAAAAAUAAAACAGUAUCAUAAAGCCUUAAAACAGCUGCUUUUGUUUGUUUAGUUCUUAGACGGGGGUGGGGGGGGAUAGAAAGAGAAGGAAAUAAAGUUUACGGAGUGUCUUUAAUUUUAUCUACUUUCUCACACAAUUCUUACACUAGUCCUAUAAAGAUAAUAUAUUUGUAUUUUUCACAUUAGUAAAGCAGAGCUCAGUGUGUUUACAUUCCUUGUCUAGAUCUGUACACCCCAGGUUUUUCUAGCACUAAAUUCAGCAACUUGCCCAAUACACAACAUUGCUUCCUGAGGUCAUUGAAAAAUCAGAUAUAAAUAGAUGCUUUCAAAUGAUGGCUGAUGAUCUGAGAAGCUAAAUGUACAGUAUUACAAGUGAAAGAAAUGGUUAAAUACCAUCCAUUAUUUGUGGUACCAACUUUUAUUCACAUAGAAUUUCUCCUUUCCUUAACAAUUAGAAAAACAUACUGCAAUAAAUAUCAUCUAUUUAGAUAAAUGGGCAGUCAUAAAAUUACUGUGAUUGCUUACAAACUUUAGCCACACAUAUUCAUAAUAUAAAUUAAUAGUUUCUCAUUCAUUUGAAUGAAAUUAAGCACAUGUUGGUAAUAAAUAUGUCUUUGUCCAAUAUUGACUUGAAAUAUGGAGUUUCUGAUUUCUUAACUAAAUAUUUCUUAAACACAACCAUGCAUUUAAUUCAAUAUUACCUUAUACCUGGCCAAAUGUAUUCAUUUUGGGGGCAUCAUUAGCAAAACAGGAAGAUCCCCACCUUAUCUAGAAUCUUUUGAAUAAAUUACUUGAAUACUUUGGUGCUAUGAAAGCCCACUGCCACAAAGUUAAAACAAAAGAAAAGAAAAACCCUCAAUUUCAUCUCUCCGAACUAUUUUACAGAUUAAUUUUAUAAAGGUCUGUCAUCCAUCCAUUUUGUUUUAUUCAAGUUUUCUGAUAUUAUUCUAUUUCAUUGCAGCUGUGUUCCAAUCCAUUUGAAAUUUACAUUUUACUGCAAUAAGUGCACAUAAUCACAUUGCUUUUUGAAUAUCCAGGCAGCUACAUACAGUCUGAGAAUCUAAUUUUAGAACAGAACAUUUACACUCAACAAACACUAUGCAACAAAUGAAAAAAAAAGAAAGCAAAAUAUGAUGCUAAAAAUAAGUCUUGUUUUUCAUGUGACUGAGCAAGUUGACUAAGAAAAUACUUGUUAUGAAUUAGAUAUCCAUCUGUAUCAAAUGUUUCUCAUAGUCAAUAUCAGGAAUUUUUUUUCAGUAUAUAAAAUAUAUGGGAUUGAUCAUAGAAGCUUAUAUUUAGAUUUUACUUAAUACCUCCUCUUUUAUUUACCUU